UGGGAAGGGCUCCCUAGUCCCAGGGAAAGGGGUGGCCGCCCAGCUGUCUGUCUGCCUGUCCAGCAGCCGACCGAGGACAUGGCCCCCAGGGCGACGCUUUGGGGGCUCCUGUGGGUUCUCUCCAUGGGAGCCGUGACGGCUUCCGAAACAGAGGGGCUGCUGCUGAAGGCGCUCUCCCAGAACUACAGCACGACUGUGCGCCCGGCCCGCAGCAUCAGCGACAGGGUUCCCGUCCGGAUCGGGAUGUCCCUCUCGCAGCUCAUCAGUGUGGAUGAAAAAAACGAACAGUUGACAACAAAGGUCUACAUGGAUCUGACAUGGACAGACUACCGCCUCACCUGGGAUCCCGCGGAUUACGAGGGCAUCACCUCCGUCAGGAUUUUUUCUAACAAAGUCUGGCUCCCAGAUAUAGUCCUCAUGAACAAUAACGACGGCGUUUUUGACAUUUCUCUGAUGGUGAACGUCUUGGUGAACCACGAGGGGGUCGUCCGGUGGCAGCCGCCCGCUGUUUACCGGAGCAGCUGCAGCAUCCAGGUCACCUACUUCCCCUUCGACUGGCAGAACUGCACCAUGACCUUCCGCUCAUAUACCUAUGACGCCUCAGAGGUCACCCUCCUGCACCCUCUGAAGGAGAACGGGGAAGAGCUGAAGGAGAUCAUCAUCUACAAGAAUAUCUUUAUCGACAACGGGCAGUGGGAGAUCCGGCACAAACCGGCCCGCAAGAACACCCUCCCCGGAGACCCCCUGUACGAGGACAUCACCUUCCACCUCAUCAUCCGCCGCAAGCCCCUCUUCUACCUCAUCAACGUCAUCAUCCCUUGCGUCUUGAUCACCAUCCUGGCCAUCUUCGUCUUCUACCUCCCUCCGGACGCAGGGGAAAAGAUGACCCUCUCCAUCUUCGCCCUCCUCACCCUGACGGUGUUUCUUCUCCUGCUGGCCGAUAAAGUCCCGGAGACGUCCCUGGCGGUGCCCAUCAUCGUCAAAUACCUCAUGUUCACCAUGAUCCUGGUCACCUUCUCCGUCAUCCUCAGCGUGGUGGACAUGAACCUGCACCACCGCUCUCCCAACACGCACGAGAUGCCCUUCUGGGUGAGGCAGAUUUUUAUCCACAAACUUCCUCGGUAUUUGGGGCUGCGUCGUCCAAAGCCGGAACCCACUAUCAAACCCGUCCCCUUGCCCCCAAAACAGGAGCCCACGGUGAAAAGCAACCGUCGUAUGGAUGAGUAUUUCCUCCGCACACCUGCCUGUGACUUCCUCUUCCCCAAACCUAACAGGUUUCAGCCAGAGGUGUUCUCCACGGAUAUGAAGAAAUUCAUCGAGGGCCCCAGCCACUGCCUCGCCCUCCCCCCAGACCUGAAGUCAGCCAUGGACGCUGUCAUGUAUAUUGCCGAGCAGCUGCAGGAGCAAGACGACUAUGAUGCGCUGAAGGAGGACUGGGAAUAUGUGGCCAUUGUGGUGGACCGCCUUUUCUUCUGGACCUUCAUCAUCUUCACCACCGUCGGCACCCUCACCAUCUUCCUGGAUGCCAGCUUCCACCUGCCCCCCGACAACCCCUUCCCCUGAGUUCCUGGCCUUCUCCCCCACACUGGGCGGGGGGCACACACACCCCCUUGCCUUUCCAACAAGGAAGACCUCAAGAUCCACCAAAGAGUGAAACAAGUCAGAGAGAACUUGGUUAUUUUAACAUCUGCAGUGAACUCAAACUCCAUGUGGCUCCCUUCAGAUUUUCAUCUGAAAUGACCUGUGCAGUGAUUGUUGGUUUUGGCUUUCCGGUUAUGAGCAUUAAAUGGCUGGGGCCAUUGGGCCUCUGGACCCACAAAGUUCAUGCUGGCUACUCCAGUUCGAGAGCCAGUUUGGUGUCGUGGUGAAGUGCGCGGACUCUAAUCUGGGAGAACCGGGUUUGA
Molecule: messenger RNA, 1904 nt
Organism: Gekko japonicus
Lineage: Eukaryota; Metazoa; Chordata; Lepidosauria; Squamata; Gekkonidae
Gene: CHRNB1
Product: cholinergic receptor, nicotinic beta 1
Exons: 11
Coding region: 79-1563 (494 amino acids)
Biological process (GO): regulation of membrane potential; signal transduction; nervous system process
Cellular component (GO): neuron projection; postsynaptic membrane; synapse
Molecular function (GO): acetylcholine-gated monoatomic cation-selective channel activity; transmembrane signaling receptor activity
Source: RefSeq, a predicted model, not a curated record